GAAACACGGAAGCGACUUUGACAGAUCCGGAAACGCACCAAUAGUCGUACAGAGCUGCCCUGCCUAUAUCCGCCUGUGAAGUGUUCAUUGUUGGAGGAAGUGAUUUCUGCCCAACAUGAGUUUUCACUACGGACAGGGCUAUCCAAGAGGGGGUCACCCACAACCGGGGCACUCGUACGGAGGCGGCCCUGGUGCCUAUGGCCCUCCCCAGUCAGCUCCAUAUGGAGGUGCAGCAGGUACUUACGGUGGUUAUGGAGCUCCAGCUCAUGGUGCGCAAUAUGGGCAUGCACCAGGGGGUCCUCCAGCUGGACCCUAUGGUGGUUAUGGUGGGCAGCCACAUGGAUCACCUUAUGGGCACCAUGCUCCUGCAGGCAAUGUUCCUCCUGGUGUUAAUCCUGAGGCGUAUCAGUGGUUCCACACGGUUGACACAGACCGCAGCGGUUUCAUCAGCCUCAAGGAGCUGAAACAGGCUCUAGUGAACUCCAACUGGUCUGCCUUCAAUGACGAGACCUGCCUCAUGAUGAUCAACAUGUUUGACAAGACCCGUUCAGGUCGAAUGGACAUGUUUGGUUUCUCUGCAUUGUGGGACUUCAUGCAGCGGUGGAGGGCGUUGUUUCAGCAGUAUGACAGGGACCGUUCUGGGACAAUCACUGGCACAGAGCUCCACCAAGCCCUUGCUCAGAUGGGCUACAACCUGAGUCCCCAGUUUUCAGAAACACUGGUUCAGCGGCUCAGCGUGCGAGGCAUGCGGCCCGGGAUACAGCUGGACCGAUUCAUCCAGGUGUGCACACAACUGCAGAGCAUGACCCAGGCCUUCAGGGAGAAAGACACAAACAUGACGGGCAACAUCCGCAUCAGCUACGAGGAAUUCCUCUGCGGUGCCAUCGCCAGGCUCAUGUGAAUCCUAAUGACCUGUGGCACUGUGUGUAUACAGCAUCAUUCCAUGUUUACAUUCGUAUGUUUUCACAUAAGUGCCCGCACGUGCUGUUGAGUACGUAGUACGACGGCCAGUGCACAUUGUUCCAUAGCAUGUUGCAGUAAAUAGUCAAGGCUUACAAGGCUGUAAUUAAAGAGACUUACUGCAUAGCUUAAAUAUAACCAGGGAUGGAAAUGAUUUUGGGGAUCCUUCACAUGGAUCAACAUCACCACACAUGCCUCAGUAAUAUAUUCAGUAAAACUAACAUUAGUAUUAGUUUAACGGUAUGAACCACAUACCUGUAUGGACUCAGCAUAUUUUUUUAGGACAGAGUGACUCAUUGCAUUGGUGUGGGUCAUGGAAUAACUGUCACAUAUAUCUUUGCACCUGCUGUCUGUACAGUGACUAUGCUAAGCUUCUUUUUUUUUUUCCUUUGGAUCCUACAGUUUUAAAAAUGACCUGUGCCAUUGAAAUAGUUUAUAAUAAUAAUACUAUUGCUUACGAUUCUAACAUUUGUCAUAUGUGUGAGAGAAAUAUAUCACCUUAGGGAACACUGUUGGUUUUACUGUUUUUUAGUUUGUUUUUUAACCAAAUGUAAAAACUAUCACACAGAUCAUUUGAUUUAAAACCACGAUAAUUAAUCUCCAAGUGUUUUAGUGUUUUAGACAUUGCUGCCAAAAAGCAAUUGUAUAAGCAUGUUUACUUGCAGACCCUAUUCCAAUAAUGCUUUUAUUUUCCCAUAGUUUAGUGUUCUACAUUAUGAAAGUGAAUUACAUUCUCCCAUAGCUUUGUAUGAGCUCUGAGCACAUUCCCGUUCUGUUUACUUUUUGCAAAAGAAAAAAAAUUACAUUGAGUACAGAAACUAGUUUCCAACAGAGUAUCUGCUGUGCCUUGAUUCAAUAACAGUUCAUUGUGGGGCCAGUACUUCAAUAUUACACUCCCUUUCGUUGUAUCAAACAUGAUGAAAAUGCUGAAUGUGCCGAAAUGCUUCUUGAUGCCAAAACAAAAUAAAUCAUGAUGAGUAUCACAGAUGAA
Cynoglossus semilaevis (tongue sole) is the source of this 1951-nucleotide messenger RNA. RefSeq names its product penta-EF-hand domain containing 1 (gene pef1). The record is from RefSeq and is a predicted model, not a curated record. Lineage: Eukaryota; Metazoa; Chordata; Actinopteri; Pleuronectiformes; Cynoglossidae. The transcript is spliced from 5 exons. Gene Ontology annotation, molecular function: calcium ion binding. The coding region runs from base 116 to 901 and encodes 261 amino acids. Gene Ontology annotation, biological process: COPII vesicle coat assembly.